UGCCGGUCUGAAGGCUGCGCCUGCUCAGUGGCUCCUGCGCGCAGGAGGUUGAAGUGGUGAAACUGAAGCGAAAGGCUGGUGGUCGUCCGUGGCCGCGAUGACCCAGGCCGAGAAGGGUGACGCGGAGAACGGGAAAGAGAAGGGCGGGGAAAAGGAGAAGGAGCAGCGCGGCGUGAAGCGGCCCAUCGUGCCAGCCUUGGUGCCGGAGUCACUGCAGGAGCAAAUCCAGAGCAACUUUAUUGUUGUCAUACAUCCAGGCUCAACAACGUUAAGAAUUGGUCGAGCCACAGACACGCUCCCUGCCAGCAUUCCUCAUGUCAUUGCACGGAGACACAAGCAACAAGGCCAGCCUCUGUACAAGGACAACUGGCUCCUAAGGGAGGGACUGAAUAAACCCGAGAGUAACGAACAAAGACAAAAUGGCCUUAAAAUGGUGGAUCAAGCAAUAUGGUCUAAAAAGAUGUCAAAUGGUACAAGACGGAUUCCUGUGUCUCCUGAACAGGCACGCUCCUACAACAAGCAGAUGCGACCUGCGAUUUUAGAUCACUGUUCUGGAAAUAAGUGGACAAACACAUCUCAUCAUCCUGAGUAUUUGGUAGGAGAAGAGGCCUUGUAUGUUAAUCCGCUGGACUGUUACAAUAUUCACUGGCCCAUCAGAAGAGGUCAGUUAAAUAUUCACCCUGGACCUGGGGGCUCCCUUACAGCUGUUCUGGCAGAUAUUGAAGUGAUAUGGUCUCAUGCAAUUCAAAAAUACUUGGAAAUCCCUCUGAAAGAUUUAAAGUAUUAUAGGUGUAUCUUAUUAAUUCCUGAUAUCUAUAAUAAACAGCAUGUGAAAGAACUAGUGAAUAUGAUACUAAUGAAGAUGGGUUUCUCAGGGAUUGUGGUUCAUCAAGAGUCUGUGUGUGCUACCUUCGGAAGUGGCUUAAGCAGCACUUGUAUUGUAGACGUUGGGGACCAGAAGACAAGUGUGUGCUGCGUGGAGGAUGGGGUGUCUCAUCGGAACACUCGGCUCUGUCUAGCAUAUGGGGGAUCUGAUGUGUCAAGAUGUUUUUACUGGCUCAUGCAGCGAGCUGGGUUCCCUUAUAGAGAAUGCCAGUUAACAAAUAAAAUGGAUUGCCUUCUACUCCAGCACCUUAAAGAAACAUUCUGUCAUUUAGAUCAGGACAUCUCUGGGCUUCAGGACCAUGAAUUUCAGAUUCGACAUCCAGAUUCUCCUGCCUUGCUUUACCAGUUUCGAUUAGGAGAUGAAAAGCUCCAGGCUCCAAUGGCUUUAUUUUACCCAGCCACUUUUGGAAUUGUUGGACAGAAAAUGACAACCUUGCAGCACAGAUCCCAAGGUGAUCCUGAGGAUCCUCAUGAUGAACAUUACCUACUGGCCACGCAAAGCAAGCAGGAACAGUCUGCAAAAGCUACUGCUGACCGAAAGUCUGCAUCCAAACCCAUUGGAUUUGAAGGGGAUCUUCGAGGCCAGUCUUCUGAUCUUCCAGAAAGACUUCAUUCCCAGGAGGUGGACUUGGGGUCCUCCCAGGGAGACUGCCUGAUGGCCGGCAACGACUCUGAGGAGGCUCUCACUGCUUUGAUGUCCAGGAAGACUGCCAUCUCGCUGUUUGAAGGGAAAGCCCUGGGCCUUGAUAAAGCCAUCCUUCACAGCAUAGACUGCUGUUCAUCUGAUGAUACCAAAAAGAAGAUGUACAGCUCCAUCCUGGUGGUGGGAGGUGGUUUGAUGUUCCACAAAGCACAAGAAUUCCUGCAGCACAGAAUUCUUAACAAAAUGCCUCCUUCAUUCAGGCGAAUUAUUGAAAAUGUAGAUGUGAUCACAAGGCCUAAGGACAUGGAUCCCCGGCUGAUUGCGUGGAAAGGAGGGGCAGUGUUGGCAUGUUUGGAUACGACACAGGAACUGUGGAUCUAUCAGCGAGAAUGGCAGCGCUUUGGCGUCCGCAUGUUACGAGAACGCGCUGCUUUUGUGUGGUGAAGUGGGAAGGAAAAGCCACAGUUGAAGACCAGAAACAAGUCUCUUGGUAUAAAAGACUUGAAGAAUGUAUAUAUUUUAAUUUAUUGAAUUACAUCCUUAAUUUUCAUAGAAAAUAAAUGAAUUCCACUUUAUGUUCAGGAUAUAACAUUGGUUUGAUAUUAUGUGUUUUCAUAGUUGGGACAUUUGAGGAUAAAUAUGAACUUACUCUUCAGUUGUAAACUCUUCUGCCCCUUUGGGAGGGUUUCAUAAACUCUCCAGUGAUGUCAGAUGUUGCUGUUGAAUGCCCUCCUUGGUGAAUAUCGCUGGAUAACCGUGGAGAUCCCCAAGUAGAGAUGUGGACCCUUGACUCACCCUGCCCACCUAUAGGUUUGCUGGUUUCCAUCCCAGAAGACUUGAGAAUGCAUCAGUAAGAUGCAAUAAAGAGAUUAGGCAGAAUUUUAGAAGUGUACACUCAGAAAUAGAGGGCGGGCCCUCUAAGAGGAGAAGUACCCUUGAGCUGUGUAUGUUUCUGGGGGAUUUAGGAGCGGAAAUCCUAGGAAUUGAGGAUCUAUGCAAAAGGAGGUUCUGUUUACACAUGAAGGGGGACAGCUCUGCAGGCGAAGUGUGAUGGGCCACUCCAGGUGAUACAGCCCUAGCCCAUCUUUAAUGGAGUGCCUGUUGUAGUCUAUAAGGUGGAUAAGACCCAUUUGCAAGUAAAAGGGAAUUUGUUUCUGCAAGGACUGUAGGGAUUUUUGACUGGUUUGUCCUGAAGUUGCAGUUUUUAUUAAAAGAACAGUGUUGAGAUUAAAAAUCGCCUUGUUUCCCUUUUACCUGUCACACU
This is a messenger RNA of Fukomys damarensis (Damara mole-rat), 2792 nucleotides long. It is a transcript of the gene Actr8, whose product is annotated as actin related protein 8. Lineage: Eukaryota; Metazoa; Chordata; Mammalia; Rodentia; Bathyergidae. The record is from RefSeq and is a predicted model, not a curated record. Gene Ontology annotation, cellular component: Ino80 complex. The transcript has 13 exons. Gene Ontology annotation, biological process: double-strand break repair; regulation of DNA-templated transcription. The coding region runs from base 98 to 1972 and encodes 624 amino acids.